AUGCAUAACCGGCUUGAAGCCGCAAUCAGCGCGGCCAGUCAGGCGAAGAACCAUGCACGAGAGACAUCUCUCUCCCUGGCCGAUGCCCGUGAAGCCAUGACGGCACACCAGCACGAGCGACAAAGCCGCGCACAGCAGCGUGCGUUUAUCGAAAAACGUUUGAAUGAGACGGAAGUCUUCCUUGCGCAACUCACAGAUCAACUCCGUGAGAUCCAUGAGAAACGGUCCAUGCGAGACGCUCCCGGCACCAGCGCCGAGCUGAUCGCGCAAGCGAAGCACGCGGUGCAGAAGACGACAAAUCAAUUACAAUCGGCUCAGACAGCCGUGACGGCACAGCGGGAGGCUCUUAAGAAACUCCAGAAUCAAACUGCCGCGGAUGAGGAAAUCACCCGCGCGCUUGAAAUGAAACUUGUCCAUUAUCAGGCAGAGCAGAAUGGCUUCCGCACUCAGGAAGCUCUUCUGCAGCUGCAAAAACAUCUUUUAGAGCUUGAGACCACGGCACAGAGAGACGCAACGCAUAUUGAGGCGCUUGAGAUACGGGCAGAGGAGAUCGGUCGUCAAAUUGCAGCCGCCACCUCCAGCCGGGCUGAGUUAUCGAAGGAUCUCAGCGCCUUGCCUCCUGAAGCGGAAGAUGAAUCCCGACAAGCGCGGGCCAUACAGGUUUACGAGGAUCUUUUACAAAGAUCUUCGGCCGCCACCACUGAUCUGGAGCGUGCCAUCGCGGAGGAAAACACCGCACGCGUCACGUUGGAGCGCGCAAAGAGCCUUCAUGACGCGGCCAUUGCACGAUCUGAGAGCUUGACGGAAAAUCUGCAGAUUUUGAGGGACGAGGGCGCGGAUAUUCAACGUCGCCUUCCCGACUGCGAUGCGACCGAAGAAAGCUCGGCUCUCACACACCUCAAAACAGUGUAUGAGCUUGCACUCCAGCGGAAACUUGACCUGCAGGCACGCCUCAACGAAGUCACAAAUCACCUCAAACAGGCUCGUGAGGCUUUGACCGCGCAGGAAGCGGAGAUCCGAGAGCUACAGGACAGGCUUCUGGCCGGUCGGGCCACCGUGGCCACUCUCGAUGAACGGCUGCACAGUCUUGCAGCGCAGCUUCACGCUGCCCGCGCGGACCUUGAAUCGCUGCCAGAUGUUACGGAUUUGUCGACAGAAAUCGCAUCCGUAAAACGCGCGCAGGACUUGCUGCACACUGCGGAGCGCAAUUUACACGAGGUUGAGCAGAGGAAAAAUGCCAACGAAGCCGCGCUGAAGGAAACAUUAAUAUUCAUUGACGCGGCCCAAGCGCGUUGCGCAGAUCAGGAGCGUCAAAUUUUAGUGCUUGUUGCGGACCUGGAUCGCAUCAGCGCGCGCCAGGCGGAGCUGAAUCAAAAUGAAAAAGAUAUCGAAGAGACAAAACUUGAAA
Messenger RNA from Galendromus occidentalis (western predatory mite), 1408 nucleotides. RefSeq names its product paramyosin-like. The record is from RefSeq and is a predicted model, not a curated record. The annotation marks the transcript as partial. NCBI's taxonomy places the organism in Eukaryota, Metazoa, Arthropoda, Arachnida, Mesostigmata, Phytoseiidae. The transcript is spliced from 2 exons.